Messenger RNA from Dimorphilus gyrociliatus, 2702 nucleotides. NCBI's taxonomy places the organism in Eukaryota, Metazoa, Annelida, Polychaeta, Dinophilidae. The record is from the annotation of a GenBank genome assembly.
CUGCGAUGCAAAGAUGUUUCUGUUGUAUUUUUGUCAAGAACUUAUUGGUAUUAUAUUCAAAGAUAACCUUUCAAUUUACCUAGCCGUGAAGAAUGAUUUUACAUGUCCUAAAAAUUCAAUAAUGUGUACCAAAAGCCGUAUGUGCAUACACAUUUCAAACUUAUGCGAUGGCUUUAUACAUUGUCCACAUGGAGAUGAUGAAGAAAAUUGCGAACUGCCAAUUCUUUAUUUCAAAUGCAAUGCAACUCAUCAAAUAUCUUAUAAACGCAUUUGCAACAAUAUCAAUGAUUGCGAUAAUCGUAUUGAUGAAAUUAAUUGCGAGUUUGACACUUGUGCAAAGAAUGAAUUCAGGUGCGCAAGUGGUAAUUGCAUUACAAACGAUUAUCAGUGCGAUAAUUUUAGAGAUUGUUCAGAUGGUUCAGAUGAGAAUUGUGUUGUCUCUCCUGGAGAAUGUUUAGCUCCUAAAGAACAAUUUCAAUGUGAUGAUAAGUGUAUAUUUUUACAUAAUAUGUGUGACAGCGUAGAGCACUGCAAUGACGGCACUGAUGAAAAUCAAUUGCUCUGUCUUAAGAAAAGAGGAUUAGGAUUUGUACAGUUACAAAUUGAUGCAUAUACUUGUCAUGUAACUUAUGAUAAAUAUAAUCAGCUCUAUACAAAAGUCCAGUUUCCAUAUUACAAACUUAAGAAUUGUCAAGAACAACAAUGUGCCAAGGGACAAUAUCAAUGCGAAGAGAAUCGUUAUUGUAUUGACAUAUCAGAGGUUUGCGACAAUAUAAGUCAUUGUUAUUAUCAUGAUGACGAAAUUGGUUGUGAAAAUUUUUAUCCUGCCGGCUUUUUUAUAUGUCCGAAUAAAAAACUCCUGCCUAUCGAAUAUUUAUGUGAUGAUAAUCUCGAUUGUUCAGAUGACAGUGACGAGCGUCUUUGUGAAGACAAACCAAUUUGCCCACAACACUGCGAGUGUAAUCCCUUUUACGUUGUUGUUUGUUAUCAUUCUCUAUUGGUAGAUAAUUCAAAAGAUGUAUUUAUUGAAAACAUCAAUAGUCAAAAGUUUAAACGUUUACACUUUAGUAAUGUAAACAUUUACUAUCUCAAUCAAACGAGAAAUAUUCAUGUCAAUGCUAUGGAUUUCUUUAACACCAUAUGGAAACAAUAUUUUGAUAUUUCUUAUUUAUUUCCCAAUAUCGCGUUGCUUGUCCUUGAAAAGAGCCGAAUAAGCGAUUUAGGACAAAUCUUCAGACGGCAUAUGAAAAUGUUACAACAUCUAAAUCUUCGAGAUAAUCCAAUUCAAAAUGUUGAAAAAUUUUCAUUCGAAAUUUUCCCUCAACUUCGAUUUGUCGAUUUAAGCGAAACGAAAAUUGUAUCAAUUCAUCAAAAUCUUUUCAAGGGUUUAAAACAUUUGGAGAUUAUCUAUAUGAUGAAAUUAAAAAUUCGCUGGAUAAGUCCAAAGGCGUCUGUGGACUUAAUUGGACUUCAACAACUCCAUUGGAAUGAUUCAAUUAUUAAAGAAAAUCAAAUAAUUCAUGUUAUGAAGAAUCUAAAGAAUGUUGAAUAUGUGUACAGCAAUUACUACGUUACUUGUUGUUUUGUAUGGAAAUACUCGAAUUCUUUUCGUAAAUGUUUGCCUGACAAGUCAACAAUUAGUUCAUGUUCUAACCUUAUAGCCUCUAUUAACCUUCGCGUAGCAAUAUGGGUCAUUGGAGUCCUUUGUAUAACUCUUAAUAUGCUCUCUCUUCUAUUUAGACUGAUCAUCAACAAAAAGAAGAUAAACGCAUACUUUAUUUGUCUUUGCCUUUCGGAUGUUUGCUCUGGUAUUUAUUUGGUAAGUAUUGGAAUUGUUGAUCGAUAUUACAGUGGAAAUUUUAUGGAAUAUAACUACAAUUGGAUUUAUGGAAAUGUAUGCAAAUUAAUUGGAUCAGUAUUCAGUGGUUCCCUAAUUUUAUCUAGUACUUUAUUGCUCUCUAUAACACUUGAAAGAUAUCACGCUAUUUCGAACCCAAUAAAUCACCUUACUAAGACACAAAUUCGUCUGAGUAUUGGUAUUCCUUUUCUUCUUACUUUUAUAUUGAUGACAAUACCCAUUUCUAUCUAUCAAGUAAGUUUUACCGCUGAACAAGUAUUUGGAAACGACUAUUGAAAGAUGUGAAAAUUUUAGAAUUACUUUUCAAGAUCGGCAAUUUGCUUUUCGUUACACAUUAGCAGUGAAAAAGUGGAGGGAUGGUUCUUUUCCUUCCUCAUUUUUGGAAUAUUCACUUUAGCUGUUUGUUCAAUCAUAUUAAUCUUAUAUUUCAGACUAACAAUUAUUGUUAGAAACGUCAGAAAAGAUUUUCAGACAGGAAGAGACAAAAUACAAGAGAAAUUAAGGAUGAAUGCAAUCUUAAUUGCUCUAUCAAAUUGUUUAAGCUGGUUCCCCUUAUCAUUCCUAAGUGAAUAUACAGCAAUACUGUAAAAUCUAAACAAUCUAUCGUCUUUCUAAAGGUAUAUAUUCUACUUUCAAACAUGUGGAGAUAGACAGCGAAACGUAUAAUUGGCUGAUUGUUGCAUUUAUUCCUCUCAAUCCUACAUUGAAUCCAAUUAUCUAUACGAUUGGCGAAUUUCAAACAUUUCAAAAAUCGAAACGAAAGAAAAAACUAAACUUGAAACAGGAAAAUGUGAAGAGAAACGUGAAUACUGCAGUUGGGAAAAGUAGGUCUCUUACUCACAAC